GUUUGGACUACACAGAAAUCUAUCACUUCACUAUUCACUAUGUGCGGCAUAGCUUUGAUAGUAUCUGGUGUUCGUAUCGAUUUAUCAUCUCUUAUCCCAUCACAUGUUUUAACAGCCAAUUAUUCAUCUGAUUCUGCACCUCUUUUAGUUUCUAUAGACGAUAUUAAAGCGGCUUUAAGGAAACGGGGACCUGACAGCUUAGGAAGCAGGUCUAUAUUGCUUCACGCAGACGAGGGAAGUAUUAUCCGGUCUUCAAUGGAAGGAGAGCCGACUAGCGAAUGCGGGUUAACAGACGGUUGUGUUUUCAAUAAUGGUUUAGUUGGAAAAGCUUUAUUUAUCGGUGCUACAUUGCAAUUAAGAGGGGUGUAUCCUAUCACACAACCUUUAGUGGACAAGUGUGGGAAUAUCUUUGUCUAUAAUGGUGAAGUGUUUGGAGGAUUUGAGCUCGGUAGUGAGAGCAAUGAUACUGAAGUCCUCAUGCAGUCUCUGGGUAAAUGCUGCAACUGUAUUUCUCGUGAACACGAUGACGCAUGCUCUUCCAGUCAUAAUAAGAUAUACUCUGUUCCUGAACUUCUUUCAACAAUCAAAGGGCCCUGGGCUUUCAUCUAUUGGCAGGAGAGCUCAAAGACUAUAUGGUUUGGUCGAGAUGGACUUGGAAGGCGAAGCCUUCUUGUUCACUGGCCAAGUUUAAAAGACCCCCGACUCAUAUUUUCUUCUGUAUCACCACCCUCUUCUAUUGAGGAAUGUUCCGAUCCUGGAUAUGAAAAUCAGCAGAGUGAAUUGAACUUUUGGGAAGAGCUCCCAUGUGGAGUCUACAGCCUGUCCAUGAGUGCUUCAGAAAAUUUUUUGGGCAGAGUCAAGAGACAUAAUUGGACCAAUCCCUUCCUGGAAGAACUGAUUAAGUGGGAAAGAUGUUUCGUUGAACCCAAACCUGAACAUUUAAUUGAAUCCCCAGAAGUUUUUUCUCGUGAGCAACAAGGUAUUGUCUCUUGGUUUGCUACAGGGCUUUUGCAUCAGAAAGUUCUGGCUGCACUAAAAGAAUCUGUGAGGCGUCGCACAAUAUUUUCAGGACAUCAUCUGGAUAAUUCUCCAGUUUCUGUACUUUUUUCUGGUGGAUUAGACUCCAUGAUACUCGCUGCAUUGUUGGAUGAAUGCUUAGAUCCAAAAUAUGAAAUUGAUCUGUUGAAUGUAAGUUUUGAUGGUCAUUUAGCUCCUGAUAGAAUCUCUGCCAGAGCAGGUGUCAAUGAACUGAGAAAAAUUUCUUGUUUGAGAAGAUGGAAUCUGGUAGAGAUAGAUGCAGAUUUGUCAAAAUUGACUUUGGAGACAAAGCAAGUCAUGUCACUUAUUAAUCCUUCGAAUACAUACAUGGACCUUAAUAUUGGAAUUGCCUUGUGGUUGGCAGCCAGUGGUGAUGGCUGGCUGAGUGAAGAGGUAGACAUGAACAAUAAUCCUGAACAUCAGCGUGUUAAAUAUAAAUCUGACUCCAGGAUCCUCUUGGUGGGUUCUGGUGCGGAUGAGCAAUGUGCUGGGUAUGGCCGCCAUAGAACUAAAUUCAGACAAAGCAGUUGGGUUGGACUAAAUGAGGAAAUGAAGUUAGAUAUGCAGAGAAUCUGGAAGAGAAAUCUAGGUAGAGAUGAUAGAUGCAUUGCUGAUAAUGGGAAAGAGGCUAGAUUUCCUUUUCUAGAUGAGGAUGUAAUAAGCUUGCUGCUUCAUAUUCCACUAUGGGAGAUUGCAGACCUCCGUCAACCAAGUGGAGUUGGAGAUAAGAAAAUAUUGCGAGAGGUUGCAAGAAUGCUUCAGCUGCAUGAAGCAGCUGUCCUGCCUAAAAGAGCAAUUCAGUUCGGUUCAAGGAUUGCUAGGGAAUCAAACCGCAAGAAUUUUGGAAGUAAUCGUGCCGCAAAUCAAGCUUCAGCUGGAAGUGCACUCUUUAACCCAAAUUGAUUUUCAAGGUGGCAUCUUCACGGUUCUGUCCGUAUUUUGCUAAUUCUUUCAGCUUACUGUGUCUCCAACUAUUGGAGACCAAAUGAUUUUGAAUACGUUAUAAUGAAAUAGAAUUUAGAUAGGAUUUGGAGGCGAAAGUUUUAUUUUAUGUCUGCUUUUAGUUAGUUGACUUGAUCCAUAGAAUUUUUAUAAAAAGCAACCACUAUCCUCGUAAUCCAUAUUUUACUUUGAUGAUUAGGUUUUUCAUGUUCAGGUUAUCUGUGAGAUGGAUGAUUUUUGAUUUAUAUGUAUGUGGUUAUGGUAUGACCGUGACCAUUUCCGAA
Molecule: messenger RNA, 2264 nt
Organism: Erigeron canadensis
Lineage: Eukaryota; Viridiplantae; Streptophyta; Magnoliopsida; Asterales; Asteraceae
Product: asparagine synthetase domain-containing protein 1
Exons: 14
Coding region: 40-1941 (633 amino acids)
Molecular function (GO): asparagine synthase (glutamine-hydrolyzing) activity
Source: RefSeq, a predicted model, not a curated record